AUGAUUCUGGUGGAUCAAAGUGAAAUCGGUUGUGAACGCCAGUAUGCGAUUAUGGCUUUCUCACCCUUCUCUUUCUAUCACAUAGGUCGCCUGAUAUUUCCGUUCCUUUUUGGUGUGCUGGUAGCACACGCAGUCCUAUUGUCCAGGACCGAAGAUGAACCAGUGGGGCUUUUUCGCUUAUUCUACACCAGCCAAAAAUGUGACCAUCCCAUACCGAUCAUGCACCAACAAGAUCCAGGCGCUCGUCGCGCACGAAUUUUGUGCUACGUUGAUGCGAAAUCCAACUUUACGACUAUUCACAUCCGGAAUACGUGGGGUCGUCGAUGUGAAAGACUCUGGUUUGAGAAUGGGCGCAAAAUUCCAAGGCUGAGCAUUGUGCCCGGUGCAAAUGCGGCCUGGUCAAAAUUGAAUUCGGUUAUUCACCGUCUUUACACUGAUGUGGAGUUCUACGACUUCUACUUUCAUGCGGAAUCACAAACCUACUUGGUAAUGGAAAAUCUUCAGCUUCAAAUGCAGUCCCACCUACCGGAAGAACCGCACAUUAUGGGCCAUAAAUUUCAAGAGCCCCCAAUGGGUCCCUACUAUAACUCAGCCAGCUACGUUCUAUCUCGAGCAGCCAUUCGAAAGAUUGUGGAAGACGCUCUUGAGCAACACCCUGAAUGUCCGACGCCUAAAGAAACUAAAAUAGAGAGACUAUUAAUUGUAUGUGGGGACGUGAUUGGAAUGGUACAAUAUGAGGCUUCAGAUGAUACUGGUAUUUACCUGUUCUACCCAAUUGGACUCAAAGAACUGUACUCCAAAAUGUUGACAUUCAAAUAUUUGAGAAGUCGAAAUCAUCUCCGAUCUCGGUGGAAAAACGUGGAACACGAAAAAAUGUGUUGUAUUUGCGUACCAUGCUGGCGAUUCGCCGUCUGUUGCGACGACUGGCUACAAAUGCACUUGAAAGUCUACCAUCCCAACGUCUUCGAUUGCGUCGUACGUUCUAUCAUGCCAGCCAUGGCCUCAGCACGUACGGUGUGUGCAUGUCUUACCUAUUUCUGUCUCAUUUGUCCGGUCGAAUUUUACCGUUGUUACACUUGCCGUGACCCGCUGGCCUAUCACAAGUGCAUGAUGGACUUUUGGUGUGUAUUGUGUCAGCAGUUGGACAUGCUUGAUAUGGAGGAGAUGGGAGUAAUACCCCAGUGGAAACAGUACAUGCAAACCGGAGAAUGGCCUUGGGGAGAGGAUAGUGAAGAAGAAGAUGGGGAGGAUGGAGAUGAAGAUGACGAGGAUGACGAGGACGAAGACGAAGACGAGGACGACGAUGAUGAGUCAUAA
Messenger RNA from Opisthorchis viverrini, 1317 nucleotides. RefSeq lists its product as hypothetical. The transcript is spliced from 6 exons. The coding region runs from base 1 to 1317 and encodes 438 amino acids. The record is from RefSeq and is a predicted model, not a curated record. Gene Ontology annotation, molecular function: N-acetylgalactosaminide beta-1,3-galactosyltransferase activity. NCBI's taxonomy places the organism in Eukaryota, Metazoa, Platyhelminthes, Trematoda, Opisthorchiida, Opisthorchiidae.